GAAAUCAUGAUAUAUACACACAUUCAUAUAUAUAAAAAUAGUGUUCAAUAGUUUUGACAGUUCUUGGCACCAUCUCAAAACUCAGAACAUUGAAGUUAUUGUUGUUAAUAUUUCUAAAGUUUAAUUACAUUAAUGAUAAUAAAUACAAUAAUGUAAAAAAUAAAUUGUGAAAUAGUUCAACGCGUUUAAUCAUUUUUGACAUUGUUUGUCAAAUUCUUUCGACAUAGUAUGUAUAUAUAAAUGCAUCAGGUUCCGGCUAUGCAGCUCAGUCGAGUUUGCAAUUUUUCUUUGUUCAGAAUGUGAAUAUAAAGAAAAAAAAAAAUCUACACAAUAGAAUUGAGGAUCUCAUAUUUGGAAACAAAGAAACAUCAACAUGUGGAAACCGUUUGAAGCUGGAAGUUCUCCAAUAGAUUGGUGCGAAGGAAAUUAUAAUAUAUCACCGAGCAUUGCAGAAUUUAUGAAUACGUUGAGCAAUGUAGUCUUUUUAUUACUUCCACCUGUAUUAAUGCACCUUUUUCGUGAUUAUGGAAGAUUUGUAAAUCCAGGAAUUCAUGUGAUAUGGUUUCUACUUAUGAUAGUGGGUGUGAGUAGUGCCUACUUUCAUGCAACUUUAUCUUUAAUAGGUCAGCUUUUGGACGAGUUAGCUAUAUUAUGGGUAUACAUGGCUGGUUUUUGUAUGUUUUUCCCAAGGAGAUAUUUUCCUAAUGUUUUCCGUAAUGACAGAAAACGUUUUUCAAUGUUUGCUACUUUUCCAACUUUAAUCGCUACUGGUUUGGCAUUGGUACAUCCAGCAUUAAAUGCAUUUGCCUUAAUGAGCCUUGGUAUACCAGCAUUUGGUUUUAUGAUAAUAGAACUUAAAAGAACAACAUCGAUGAGGGUCUACAGACUGGGUGUUCGUUGCGCUGCUGUUUGGAUUUUAGCUGUUGCGUGUUGGUUAAAUGAUCGUUUGUUCUGCGAUACUUGGUUAAAUUUAAAUUUCCCAUAUCUUCAUGCCUUAUGGCAUCUAUUCAUUUUUAUAGCAAGCUAUACAGCAGCAGUACUCUUUGCUUAUUUUUCCGUUAAGGAAGAAAGACCACAACAAUCGCCUAUACUUCGAUAUUGGCCAAGGAACGAUUUCGAACUUGGUAUACCAUACGUAACAAUUAAAAGUUAUGUUAAAAUUGAUACAAACAGUAACAUAUAAUUAACAUCGAGUAACAUAUCAGUAAGGCUAUAACGUGCAUUUAUUAUCCAUUUAGUAAAAUGGUAGUCGAUUAAAAAACGAACAACAAUAUGGCGUGUUUAACACAAAAUAUUUUGUAUAUCUAUUUUAUACAAAAUCCGUUCUUAUACAUUUGAGCGGAAUGUAAGAUUGUUAUACCAAACAGUAUGUGAGAGGAUAACGUAUGUCCUUAUGGAGAUUACUUACAUUUAAAUUAAUUGUUAUAUGUAUAUAUCGGAAAUUUUAUUUAAAAAAAUCUUUUAUUUAAAUUCGUUUUUAAAUUGAUUUAAUUGUUAACAUUUAUUUACGUAUUUUAUCGUAUAUAAUUUGUUUAAAAAAAACAAUGUGAUAAUUAGCUUAUUAAAUGUAUGAUUAUUUAUAAAAUUUUAAGUACAUUAAUUGAGAAUUGAACUGUGUAAACAAUUGAAUUGUUUUUUAUUCAGAUAAUUGAAAUGAAUAUUUCAAAGCGAACGUCUUAAAGACAAUUUACUUUAAUUUAUAUUAUACUUAAUGAAAUAACACUAACAUUUGUCGUGAUAUUUAACUAUCGUAUAGUAUUCCAUAAAAGUGCAUGAUACAAUAUUGCAAGUUUCUAUAUGUCUUAAAAGUAUAUUGCAUUAUUGAGCAUGAAUAAGAAGAAAAUAUAUAUAUUUUGUAGUUAUAUAUUAUUUAUAUUUAAGUGUAUACUAUGUACACACAUACAUAUAUAAUAUCAAAUUUGCGUACUUAGAACUUAGAAAAGAUAUAUAUAAGUAAAAGAUUCGUAUCAGUGUAUUAAAAUUAACGAUAUGAAUAAACACGUGUAACAAUAAGAUUAAUAAAGAUAUUAAAAAUAUA
Polistes canadensis is the source of this 2038-nucleotide messenger RNA. RefSeq names its product alkaline ceramidase (gene bwa). NCBI's taxonomy places the organism in Eukaryota, Metazoa, Arthropoda, Insecta, Hymenoptera, Vespidae. Gene Ontology annotation, cellular component: membrane. Bases 374 to 1183 code for a protein of 269 amino acids. The transcript has 5 exons. Gene Ontology annotation, molecular function: hydrolase activity, acting on carbon-nitrogen (but not peptide) bonds, in linear amides. The record is from RefSeq and is a predicted model, not a curated record. Gene Ontology annotation, biological process: ceramide metabolic process.